ACAGCAAGAUAGGUAUUCGCAAAAUAUCGCUGAACAGGCUGAAAUAGUAUGAAAGUGACUCGUCGUUAUCUGCAGGUGCUUUUAGUGAGUUGCUUGAUCAUCUCCACAGUCCUUUUGUUGCGCUACAAGAACGUCACACUUCCGGCAUUUGAAUGGUCGUCCGCUGAUGAGCUCUUUUGCCAUGAUAUUUCCGAUCAAGCAGCCCUUCCAGACAUUUCGCAGCAUCCUCCAAAUCCGAACAAGCGCAACAUCUUCUUCCUGGAAACCACAUGCAACUCCUUUCGACGGGGCAAACUCUUCAUUAAAGCCCGCCAGGCUUGUGCCGUUGAAAGCGCAGCUAGACUAAAUCCCGACAUGGAUGUGCACCUUCUCUUUGCUUCACCAGGCAUAUUAAAAGAUGAAAACACCCAGUCUGACCGGCUACUGCACUCCCUGACCGCGUAUCCCAAUGUGAAGCUGCUGCACUUCGAUCUGCAGCAGUUCAUCCAAGACAGUCCGGUGGAGGAGUUGUGGAGCAGUGGCAGGAUCAAGGAGUCGCGGUAUCCAGUGGCUCAUGUCAGUGAUAUUUUGAGAUUGCUGACUCUAUGGAAAUUUGGCGGCAUCUACCUAGACCUAGACGUGAUUGUUCUGAAAAGUCUGACAACAUUACCGGAGAACUUUGCAGGCGCUCAAUCUGUCGAUCUAGUGGCAAAUGGCGUGAUGGGCUUUAGCAGAACGGGGAAAGGCCACCAAUACAUGCAGGAGUGUUUGGAAGAUGCGGCGCUCAAUUUCAAUGGGAUAAUUUGGGGCGAAAACGGCCCUAUUCUCAUCACUAGAAACAUAUUCAAACACUGUUCGAAGUUUUCGUACCCGAUGCUGAUUCGAUUCGGCAUUUGCGAUGAAUUUCGCAUCAUUCCCCCGUCGGGAUUCUACCUCCUUCCCUAUCAAAACUGGCAGUUGUUCUUCGAAGAAGAUCUGGCAGGUAAUAUCGUGUCCUAUGCAGAAGCAAACAGCUAUUUGGUGCAUGUGUGGAAUAAACUGAGCUUAAACUGGACGAUUCUGAAGCGGGAUUUGAAUGUGCCGUAUUUGCAGUUAGCCACCAAGUACUGUCCUGGCGUUGUGCGGGAAUUGGAUGUGGAAUUUUGAGUUUUCAAUGCA
Messenger RNA from Dendroctonus ponderosae (mountain pine beetle), 1137 nucleotides. RefSeq names its product lactosylceramide 4-alpha-galactosyltransferase. The transcript has 4 exons. The record is from RefSeq and is a predicted model, not a curated record. Gene Ontology annotation, molecular function: alpha-1,4-N-acetylgalactosaminyltransferase activity. The coding region runs from base 49 to 1125 and encodes 358 amino acids. NCBI's taxonomy places the organism in Eukaryota, Metazoa, Arthropoda, Insecta, Coleoptera, Curculionidae. Gene Ontology annotation, biological process: glycosphingolipid biosynthetic process.